UGCGUGUUUGGACAUGGACAGCAGUAAGGUUUCACAUAAUUUGUUGGGUGAUAUUCGCCAGAUCUUCGUUGAUUUUAACAUGAUGUCAUUGACAAAAUUGCCACCUUCGAUACAAAGAGUGACCAUACGCAGAAAGAGGCCACGGAUAUGGACUUCAGCGUCACAGCUAUUUUUGGAAUCAGGCACCUGAUUUGAAUAAAUCAACCCAGAUCACAUGAUCUCGAUGAAUUGAAAUCCUGAUCCACCAUCUUGGAAAAGCUGAUUUCGGAUGAUUUCGUCAGUUGGGGUGUGAUGUCGCUGGAUUUGCAGCCCCCCAGGCGCUCUGCCGAGGUUCCAUUUCAAGAAAGACAAGCGUUUUCCAACAAGCAGUUGGAGACACUGAAGCGUUACUACGAGAAUGGAAUGAACAGUCAGCGUCUUGCCAACAGGGAGAAGAUGCUGGCUUGUGCCACAGAGACAGGACUGGAGUUCGAUACUGUUCGGAACUGGGUGGGAAACUAUCGCCGCAAGUUACGACUGGACGCUGAGAGAAAAGAGCAGCAUGAGUUUUACAGACAGCACGGGAUUCCCAACUCCAACUUCAACAUGUCCUCCCAUCAACUCCUGGCCAAUGUUGCUGUGGAGACCAUGAAAACCAUUGAUCCUUCAAUCGGAAGUUCAACAUCCCUCCGUGCUGGGUCAUUCGAUAACCAGAGCAGCCAAAGUUCAGUGAGGUUUCCACUGCCACCAGUUUCCAGCCUGGUCUCUGCCACUACGAGUGAUCAGCCAGCUGUUACUGUUCUUGCUAACCCAUCAGGAGAAAUGUUUCCCCGACAUCUUACCGCUGAUUCCCAGGAAGAUCAGGGACUUAAGAUAGACUCUGUGUUCUCUAUGCAAGACGAGCUCAUGUCUCAAUCAUCUGUUACAGGUCCCAGCAGUUUGUUGACAGAGGAAAUGAGAAGUGUCUUGUAUUCAAGCCCAGUAAACCCUCUAUUAACCAAGAGGAGGGAGGUCAACCUAUCUGGUCAGAAUGGAACUGCAGGUACUUCUCCAUCAACAAAGGAGACUUCACAGGUACAGGUAGUAACAAUAGAUGCUGCAGUUGCUGCAACUGGUCAACAGGGGGCGAUGCAGUCCAACGCUGCUGAUAAGUCUACUUCAAGUGGCACGGAUGCACUGAAGGAGUAUAAAGCAGUUGAUGAGCCAGCCAAUCACCUGACGAUAGAUCAUGAUCAAUCCUCUUCCUCUGUGGUUGCCAUGCCAACCGCAUUACCUGCCAAAUGUUCAUCUCAGUUUCAUUCCUCUGCAAUAUCAUCUUCCCCCAAUAUUGGCACUGUGAAGAAAAGGAAACUCAGUGCGAAUAGUGACGGCAUCACGUUUGAAGGAACCAUGAGGACGGGCGAUAUUUUCCAGGGGCCGUUUGAGAGGACAGUGUUCACAGAGGAGCAGGUACAUUUGCUGACGGAGCACUAUGAGAAUGGGAUGAACUGUCAGGCCAAGAGCUGUCUGGACAAGAUGCUGGCGGUGGCCAAGGAACUGAACCUGGAGUUUGAUGUUGUCAGGAAUUGGGUGGGGAACCAGCGCAGAAAGCGCCGGAUGGAGGCUAACCGUGCCAAUGCCAGUCUGCUGAAUGGAGUUGGAUACCCCACAAUGGUCUCAGGGAUGAAUGGAGGUACCUAUAUGACAGAAAAUGGCGGCAGCCUGAGCCACGAUGAUCACAGUCGUCUGUCUUUCUCUUCACAAGAAGGAUCCCCAGAAGUACCGGUAACAUUACACGCCUCCAGGGACAGAAGAACGUACAACAGUCAGGACCAACCCUCCUCUGGGUACGACUUGUACAUGAGGGAAUUUCUGGAAGCUCAAGGGCUGUGCAGGGAGGACUUAUCAGUCAGCCUGCUGAGGGAAGUGGAUGAAGGUUGGCAGACACUUGACGACCACCAGAGACAGGAGUACCACAGGAAUGCCCUGGAGAUUCCACCCACAGCACAGGACAGGGAUGUCAACACUGUACUGCAGGACAUACAACAAGCUCUUGAUGGAUUAAAACAAGAUGGCUGCCAGUACCUGCUGCUCACACACAGAGAGGGAGACUGUAGAGUGACAGGAACUCUGGCUCCUAUGGAGUAUUGGAACAAGGUUCAACACAUAGAGUCCUUCAAGGCUUUUCUGGAGAGACAUGGAAGCCAAGGGACGCAGACUUCCAGUUCACGUACAAGUCACACUCCAUCAUACUCAAGAGAAAGACAGGAGGAUGCUGAUAUAAGACAAGAGAGGAGACCUGGCAGCACACAGAGUGAAGAGAGUAGACAUGAUGAGGUCACAGAAGCUUGUCCCGAACAUUGUGGCAAGUCUGGUACAAGAGAAGGAGGGACAACGAUAGAGUUCUCUUCAGUCCUACAGUCAGAUGAAGAGGUGUACAUUGUGGACAAGAACCAUCAUAUCAUCGGCACAGGAAAACUUCUGCCGGCCCCUCACAAGAAAAUUGAGCUGUCAGAGUCUUCCAGAGAGCACAAAGGAGCAACAUAAAUGUGCUUUUGUACUAGAGUUACUGUUACAGUAGUUCUUGAUUUGCUGAUGGAAACUUUUUCGACUUCUAAAAUGGAAACUUAUUCGACUACUAAAAUUUCAUCAUCGCAAUUGUUCAUUCACUGAGGCCAACUAAAACCUUGUUCCCGCCGCUAGUUAGAUGCUAUGAACUACUCUGUCUCCCCACAACCACUAACCGACUGUGAUAUUAAAUGGAUUUACGGUAGUUUCCUUUCAGAGAGAGAAUAAAAAUAUAAAUCAUAAUUGAUCAAUGUAUCCAUUGUCAUGUCUUAUGAUCAAUAUGCCCAUGUUUGUAGAUGGGUGUAAAGUAGGAUUCAUAGAAGAAAAGAGUCUAGGUUGCAAUGCUGGAGAUGAUGAAGAGAUGUGAGAAAACCCAGUUUGUUGUUUGGUUGCCUUUGUUGUAACUGUUGCCUUCCAUCAAUGCCUGAAAAAGUUUUUCCUGAACCCCAUAUUUAGACAUAUUUAGAAGAAAAUAAAGCUGCUUGGUUACUACUGA
This is a messenger RNA of Branchiostoma floridae (Florida lancelet), 3022 nucleotides long. RefSeq lists its product as uncharacterized. Gene Ontology annotation, molecular function: RNA polymerase II cis-regulatory region sequence-specific DNA binding; DNA-binding transcription factor activity, RNA polymerase II-specific. Gene Ontology annotation, biological process: regulation of transcription by RNA polymerase II. Bases 292 to 2505 code for a protein of 737 amino acids. The record is from RefSeq and is a predicted model, not a curated record. The transcript has 11 exons. NCBI's taxonomy places the organism in Eukaryota, Metazoa, Chordata, Leptocardii, Amphioxiformes, Branchiostomatidae.